AUGGAUCGCUUCAUCAGCAUCUUCCGCCACUUCCAAUCCAACUCGGAGUCAGUGAUGAAUGGGAUUUGUGGAAUCUUGGCCUUGGCAAGUGUGCGGAUCUACAGCUCUUUUCAAUUCAUCUGCCCAUGUUUGCCCAUUUACAAUACGGUCUAUGGGAUUGGGGUCAUGCUUAUCCCACCCAUUAUCCUCUUCUUCUGUGGCAUUAUUGUCAACAAACACUCGCUGUUGAUGCUGGAGGAAUGGUUGCGGCCAGAGAGUCAGAGGACCAAGGACCCAUCUUUACUCCAUUACAUGUUCCUUGCUGUAGUCCAGAGAGCAGCCAUCGCUCCUGUCAUCUGGCUCGUUGUUGCCCUGCUGGAUGGCAAAUGUGUUCUUUGUGCUUUCAGCACCUCAGUGGAUCCCAGUCGAUUCGUCAACGUGAGCAGUUGGUCUAGAGGAGAUCUGCUGAUCCUUCUGUCCAAGGUGCCCUGCAAAGACCUCACAGCUGACCAGCUUCAGCACAACCUCAGCUUCCCGAGGAAAGCGGUGUACAGGUACCUGCGCUCAGUAUCUCAGGCUCUAGGGUGGACCAUCCUCCUGGUUCUGAUUUUGACUGCAUUCCUCUCUCGCUGCCUCAAGCCAUGUUCGAAACAUGUCACCUACCUCCAGAGCCGGUACUGGAGCAACUACAUUGACAUCGAGCAGAAGGUGUUUGAAGAGACCUGUUGUGAGCACGCUCGAGGAUUUGCCCAUCACUAUGUCAUCCAGUUUUUUGACAGCAUGCAGGAUGGGUUCCAGACAUAUUGUCAUGAUAACCAUGUAACGGGGGCUGAGGGAGACCCGCUUCAUGGCAUCACAAACAAGGAGCAACUUGAUGCUCUCCUGGCAAAGUGGUUCAACACUAAACCUCCACUGAAUAUCAUGCCUGUCAAUCAGUACCGAGUGAAUGCUGACCCUGUGGAGAAAGAAAAUGUCUUCACAAAUGGAGAACUUCAAAAGCAAAUGGCUCCAAAAUUCCCUGAGAUACAGCCCAGCUUCCGGAAGGUUUGUGUCCAUCUGAGAUCUUUCUUGGUCUGCAAUCCCUCAGAUAUCCAGAUUCAGUCAACAAAUGAAAUCACAUCACAUUCCUCAUCCAGCUCUCCAAUGUCUCAACUCGAAGUCCGCUUCGGAAGCUUUCUUCAGGGAAUAGGGAUGGAGUUUGCCCUGAUCGGUUAUGCAGAUCAGAAUUAG
Molecule: messenger RNA, 1209 nt
Organism: Stegostoma tigrinum
Lineage: Eukaryota; Metazoa; Chordata; Chondrichthyes; Orectolobiformes; Stegostomatidae
Product: calcium homeostasis modulator protein 3-like
Exons: 4
Coding region: 1-1209 (402 amino acids)
Molecular function (GO): monoatomic cation channel activity
Source: RefSeq, a predicted model, not a curated record